This is a messenger RNA of Chilo suppressalis (striped riceborer), 3106 nucleotides long. NCBI's taxonomy places the organism in Eukaryota, Metazoa, Arthropoda, Insecta, Lepidoptera, Crambidae. The record is from the annotation of a GenBank genome assembly.
CUUGUUAUAAUAAAUGACAUGAUAAAAAGGACCCUACUUUAAUUGUAAGCUGCUGUAUAGAAUAUUGAUUCCUGUGUGAAACAGUUGAACGGAAGCGGCUGGCUUUAGAGCUUCGAUUGUACUUAACCGCUCAAUUGAACUAACGAGCGUGAGUAACCCUAGAUCCGGUCCCGUGACUUGAACAUUCCCUUUGCUCAGGCCUCUUAUUGCUGUAAUUCCUCAAAAUAAAUAAACUUAUAAUACAUGAACAUUUCUGUGACUGCAAAACAAGUAAAAUAAUUUUAUAUCUAGAAAAUAGAGAUAGUUACCCCAAUGUACUUCACACAAUAUUCUUUAUAUUUCUUAUUCUCUGAAAAAGAGUUUCUUGGAUAAAGAAUUACAUUGUAAACAAUUUUCCAAAACACUUCAGUGUCCGUAAUUUUUACUUGGUGACGUACUUUUAUUAUUUUUCCCAGUGGGCAAUUUAAGGAGACACUAGCACUACGAUAAGCCCACGACAAUACGAUAAUGGACGCUCUUUGCCUAAUGGCCGGCAUCCUGGAUAAUCCAAGCGCAGUCUAGUCAAUGCUAAGAGUUUACUUCUAGCUCAUGUACGCUUUUAGACGUGUUCUCUUGAUAAUACAAAUUUUAAAAUUCAUAGAACGCGUAUGUUCUCUGUGUCUGGAAUCACGUUGCUCGUAAUUGCCGGCAUCCUUGCGUGGGCUUGGCAGUGCCCACCCAAUCCAACAAGGGAGCACUGAACAAUCGACGCACGUCGUCGGCUACGAACGAUGCGCUUGCGCCAGUUACGAAAACGAUCUCGAUAAACGAGAGCUCUACAUUUUUAAGCCUUGGUGUCUCGGAUGCAGUGUUGAGGAUGUAUUAGUGAUAUUUACAAGGGAAUAUACUUCGUGUGCUGUGCGUGGUAACGGAUAUGCCUAAGUUCCGACGCCUGGCAUCUAGUGUGAAAAAAAAGAAGCCACUUUCGCCGGUUAAGUUGAGUCACACAAACAGUUCCAUUUGCUUGAUGCGAUAACGUUUUAGAUGCAUCUAAGCUCAGUGCAAGUGGUGUGCGCGGCUCUGGUGACGCUAGCCGUGGGCGCGGCGGCGGCGCCCCCUGCCGCGGCAGCGACGCCCCACCACGUGGCGCGGCGCUCCUUCUUCACGCUCCAGUGCAAGGGGGUGUACGACGCGGCCAUAUUCGCGCGCCUCGACCGCAUCUGCGACGACUGCUACAACCUCUUCAGGGAACCGCAGCUAUAUACUCUGUGCAGGCAAGACUGCUUCACCACAGAUUACUUCAAAGGGUGCGUCGAGGUGCUACAGGAGACGGACCAACUCGAACUAUUCAAGACUUAUAUAAAACAGAUACACGGGGCUGAUCCAGGGAUUUAGGGAAAAAUGCUUCCAAACGCCCUUCUUCAAGGGUUGUAUGGAGUCUUUGUACCUCUACGACGAGGAGGAACAGAUAGAUCAAAUGAUCGACUUCGUCGGGAAACGCUAACGCCAACAGCCAGCCCAACAUUUCGCGCCAAAUCUUGACAAGCCGCCAUCUCGGCACAACCCAACCGAGUGAAAACACACCACAGUAAAGCAAACAACGUACAAAACAAACGGUCAACGUAACUCCACCGCUUUACCAACAAAAAAAAAAUAAAAAAAGCAUAUGAAUGUCAAGUUCCUCCGAUUGACGUUUGCUUGCUAUCCUCAACGUAUUCUAGUCUAUCAAGCGACAUAUUCAACUAUGUUUGCAACUAAUUGUAAUGUUAUCAUAUUUUUUAGAUAAUGUGUAAACGUAAGGACAUUUAUAAGUGUAUUUUAAUAUUUUGUGUUAUUAAGUGUUAUAAGCUUGGUAGCUAUGGGAGUGUAAUAUACAUUGGAGAUUUCGUUUUAAUAUUUUAGAUCACCUCCUAGGUAUUAAUAAAUCUAUCCGGUUUCCGAGACAGAAUAUGUAGCCGUUUCACCGAUGCUGGUCAUCAGUUCAAUGUCUGUCUUAUAAAAACAUAUUCAUAACCUGACUGAGAUUGUCUGUAAUUUAACUGUAACGCAUUCCAAUUUUUUUAUACUUACCUAUGCUUUUUUAUUGAAAUUAUCUGACAUUGAUAUUAAUUUCUUAUUUGUAUUAAUGAGUAUUAUGAUUAUGACAUAUGGAUAUUUUUAAAAGUAAGCUUAAAAUAUUUCUAAUAAUCACCCAAGUGGCUUAAACAAUUUAUAAAUUUUCUGACUGUUUAGUUUUUUUCGAGCCUGCAUUAUUAGAAUAUUAUUAAUAGAUUUUAAUUGGAUUUAUUUAAUUCACUUUGCCUAGUUUUACGAAACACGACCAUAAAUCAUGUAAAAAUAAAUUAUCUAUAAAUGUUAGGAUUUUUUUAUUAUAGUUCAAAACUCUAAACAUCACAUUUUUCAAAAGUUAUUACAUACAUUAUUUAUAAAGAAGUUAAACACAGUUAAACUUUAAUGAAGUUGUAUGGUCGUGAUAUUCUUUUCUCGCUUUAUUCUGGUAACGGUGGUAUCAAGCGAUAGUUUCAAUUAAUGAAUACAUUUUAAUUAGUUUCUAAGUAUUUAUAGUGAUUUAUUUUUUAUAUACUUCCGACCUAUUUAUUAAUUUGUUACUAUUAAAGUUUUAUUUAUUUUAGCAGUUUCAAUUGAGAAUAAAUCAUGUGUACCAGUGUUUAAUGUCUAAAAUAGUUUGUAUCAUAACUUUUAUCUCUGGUUUUGUGUAUAAGUUGCGGUUUAUACUUAUAUCUUCGUUUAGUCCAGCCGACAUUUUCUUCUCUGUCUUUGAAUCUCACAUUUUAUUUUAAUAAUUUAGCGUUUCUUAUUGUAUUCUUUGGAAUAUUAAAUAUCUCCCCCUAUCCGAAUAACCUUAAAAAUAUCAAUAAUACCAUUAACAAGUCUGUUAUAUUAUGUAUGAAAGAAAAAUGGUGCCAAUUAUUCCCCAAGAUACUAGGUAUAAAUAAUUAUAAUAAUGUUUAACGAAAUGUUUAAGUAUAUAAUUAUAGAUCAAUGUGAAAAUAAUUGUUAAAAAAAAUAUUGAAUUAGAAAAAUAUUAAUCAAUUUGUAUAAAUUUUAUAAAAACAGCUAAGAAACGCUACGGGUUCCAUAAAAUAUAUUUCAUUUUGAAAAUCAA